Soboliphyme baturini is the source of this 810-nucleotide messenger RNA. NCBI's taxonomy places the organism in Eukaryota, Metazoa, Nematoda, Enoplea, Dioctophymatida, Soboliphymatidae. The record is from the annotation of a GenBank genome assembly.
AUGGUCUCCAUGUUCAUAUCGAGGUUUCUUAUUUUGACUUGUGGUACGCUAUAUCCGGCGUAUCGGUCGUAUAAAGCCGUGAAAUCGAAAAAUGUUCGAGAGUACGUCAAGUGGAUGAUGUAUUGGAUCGUGUUUGCGCUAUUUCUGUGUGCCGAAUCUCUGGGAGACAUUUUUCUUGCCUUCUGGUUCCCGCUGUACUAUGAGAUGAAGAUUCUGUUCGUCGUGUGGUUGCUUUCGCCGUACACAAAAGGUGCGUCGUUGCUCUACCGGAAAUUCAUCCACCCGACCCUGGUACGUCACGAAGAAGAAAUUGACCAGUACCUUGAUCGAGCAAAGAGGGACAGCUACCGGGCGCUGGUCAAGGUCGGCAGUAGGAGCAUCAUGUACGCUCGAGACGUGGUCGCCACGGCCGCUUUCAAAGGUCAAGCGCAGUUGGUCAAUCAGCUGAGAAAAAGCUGUAGCCUUGGCGACGUUUAUGCGACGAGUGAUGCUCAGUUGGUGUUUCAGGACGUGAGCGACGGGGACUUUGCCCCGGCGCGGCGGCGCAACGAUGACGUCGAUGAUCGUCCGACAGCCAACUACAAGGAGCAGGGAGAGGAGUUUUACGACGAGGAAGACGGAACACAACUGAUCGACAAAGAGUUUCAGUACCUUUACGAGGCGUCCGAGGAGGAGGCCGGUGCAGCAGGGGUCAAGAAACGACAGCCGCCAGAUGGGGGCGCUACCAGAACGAGGCGAGCGACGAAGAAAGCCACAUCAGGGGCAGCUACUCUGCCUCGCCGUGCGUCCAAAGCUAACAAAGCGAGUUGA